AUUUUCUCUGUGCGCAAUUAUUGUACCUUGUUUUCUGAACAACUCUACCUAAAAGAAUUCUGUCUCUCCUUUCUCUUUUCAUCUUCUACCUCUACUCACCGCAUGUUCAUCAAUCUAGUUUUUUCUACAGCUUUCAGAUUUAUCCAAAAAAUGGUGAGGAGAAAAGUGGUUACCACUGACGAAUGCACUGGAACCUCCAGCGAAGCUUUUCGGACUUCCACUCAUUUCCAGAAACAUGAUUUAUAUACUUGGGUAGUCGAGGAAGUUAAAAAUACUCCUUCUACCAUCACCAGGGAACGUCUUGAUGAAUUGAAAGGGUCAGGUGUGAUCUUUACUUUUGAUGAUGUUGGUAACCACUACUCACUUACUCUCCCUAACCAAGAAGAGCGUCUUUGCCAUAUUAAUCAUCAUGCCAAAAAUGUUCCGGAUUGGAUGUGGAUGUAUGAAAUUUUAUUUACAUGUCUCGGAGUUCGGAUUUCAUUUUCUGAUUUUCAACAAGAUGUCUUGAGGUUGUGUGGAUGUGCCCCUUCUCAGUUGCAUCCUAAUAGUUGGGCCAUCAUUCGAGGGUUUGAACUACUAUGUUCAUUCCUCGACUUUCCUAUCUCCACCAGAGUGUUUUUUUACUUUUUUAACUUUGCUAUUUCUUAUGGUGCUUGUGGUCAAGGCUUUCUAUCUUUCCAAGCUAACCACAAUCAUAGAAUUUUCAACCCUUUUGAAGAAUCGUACCAUGGUUUUAAAGAAAAAUACUUUAAAGUUGAAAGGGUCCCUGGGUCCCAACCUUUUUUCAUGACUUUGGAGGAUGAAAAAAGGUUUAACCUUUAUUGGAACUUUCACGUUACUUCUCCAAAAAUUGAACUGAAAAGUAUGAACCCAAUAGAGCGUGACAUCGUUCACACUCUUCUUGGUUUAUGGAAUGAUAACCCUUUGGAUUUGAGGAUGAUCCUUGCUGAAGUGCAAGCUUCUAAAAAUGUUGUUGUUAAAAUGGCUGGCGGAACUGAGGCCAUUACUGCUAUGAGGCGAAGGUUGGGUACUAACCCUAUCCCGACAAACACUGAAGGCAUGGAUAUGAUUUAUUCUUCAGCUACCCAUAUCAAUCUUUCACCUCCAGAACCUCAGAAAUCAGCUCUUGAUAUCGAAGUUUUAUAUUCCCAUCCUCCUUCGAGCUCUCUAGUGAGAAAGAAACAAAAGAGCAAGGGAAAAAGGCUUAUGAAAUCAACAACCACUCAAGCGGAAGAUCUAAGUUCCUAUGGUUGUGUCUUGAAAAAAGAUUUCCGCUACUGUGACUUUGUUGAUUCUUUCUUAUUGACUGAGGAGACUAAGUCAAAGUUAGUUGAGAUGCCUGUGGAAGACACCUUACCUCGAAUUCAAAAGAUGCUCCUUCGCUCAGCUGCCUUCGUUCGGGAUGUAGAGAAGGAGAUCCCGAGCUUCCGUUCUAAAAUUGCAUCAAAAGAAAAGGAGCUUCAAACUUCUGCCACUCAAAUUCAGAUUUUGAGUACUACCUUAGCCUCGUUACAAGAAGAUAAUAGGAAACUCCAAGAAAGUAUUAAAUCUUUGGAAGAGGAUAAGAAGACUUCAGCAUCUCAAGUUAAGGAUUUGAUGAUAAAGGUUGUUGAGUGAUGAGCGGAUAAUUUGUACACUUUUUGGCAUUGUUUUUAGUAUGUUUUUGGUAUGAUCUAGUUAGUUUUUAGUAUAUUUUUAUUAGUUUUUAGUUAAAAUUCACUUUUCUGGACUUUACUAUGAGUUUGUGUGUUUUUCUGUGAUUUCAGGUAUUUUCUGGCUGAAAUUGAGGGACCUGAGCAAAAAUCUGAUUCAGAGACCAAAAAGGACUGCAGAUGCUGUUGGAUUCUGACCUCCCUGCACUCGAAGUGGAUUUUCUGGAGCUACAGAAGCCCAAUUGGCGCGCUCUCAACGGCGUUGGAAAGUAGACAUCCUGGGCUUUCCAGCAAUAUAUGAUAGUUCAUACUUUGCCCAAGAUUUGAUGGCCCAAACCGGCGUUCAAAGUCACCUCAAGAAAUCCCAGCGUUAAACGCUGGAACUGGCACCCAAAUGGGAGUUAAACGCCCAAACUGGCACCAAAGCUGGCGUUUAACUCCAAGAAGAGUCUCUACACGAAAAUGCUUCAUUGCUCAACCCAAGCACACACCAAGUGGGCCCGGAAGUAGAUUUUUAUGUCAUUUACUCAUUUCUGUACACCUUAGGCUACUAGUUUUCUAUAAGUAGGACCUUUUACUAUUGUAUAAAAAAAGAAUCGGAUCUUUGGAACCUUUUUCUUUAGAUCUUUUGAUCACUUUGGGAGGCUGGCCUCACGGCCAUGCCUAGACCUUGUUCUUAUGUAUUUUCAACGGUGGAGUUUCUACACACCAUAGAUUAAGGUGUGGAGCUCUGCUGUACCUCGAGUAUUAAUGCAAUUACUAUU
Molecule: messenger RNA, 2416 nt
Organism: Arachis stenosperma
Lineage: Eukaryota; Viridiplantae; Streptophyta; Magnoliopsida; Fabales; Fabaceae
Exons: 3
Coding region: 103-1617 (504 amino acids)
Source: RefSeq, a predicted model, not a curated record